CUGAAGACGUCACUUCCGCAUUGGAAAGCGGUUGACAGCCGGUACAGACUAGAGCUGAUAGAGUCUGAUAGACUAGUUUUAACUGAAAAUAAUGAAUUCAACAUAAUCUCAGGUCAUUUGCGCUGUUUACACGGAAGUAGUGAUUUGGGGGAAGUCGGCUGCUUUCACAGACAUGUGGGUUUUCGGUUACGGGUCGCUCAUUUGGAAAGUUGACUUUCCGUUCGAGGAGAAACGUGUCGGUUUCGUUAAAGGUUUCAGUCGCCGGUUCUGGCAGGGAAGCACAGAUCACCGCGGAAUUCCCGGAAAGCCUGGACGUGUGGUGACGUUAAUUGAAGACCCCGAGGGCUGCGUUUGGGGUGUUGCUUACAAACUUCCAUCAGGAAGGGAGGGAGAGGUGAAGGAGUAUCUGGACUACAGAGAGAAAGGUGGAUACAGAGUGAUGACAGUUACAUUUCAUCCUAAAGGAGAGGAGCACAAGCCAAUCCAGAACACACUGCUCUACAUCGGGUCCUGCGACAACCCAAACUACCUCGGACCAGCGCCUCUGGAACUAAUCGCACAGCAGAUCCUCAUGUCAGUUGGACCCAGUGGAAAAAACACAGAGUACUUAUUUGAGCUGGCAGAUGCUCUCAGGGAGCUGAUGCCUGAAGAUUCAGAUGAUCACCUGUUCUCCUUGGAGCGCCUGGUCAAGGAACUUCUACAGAAGACUGUGGAUUGACACACUCAUCACCACAUGUGGGGUUUUCUCACAAUGGAGAUUCAACCACAUACACACACAUAUGAGUAGCUCAUAUAUGGAGUCUCACUAACUUAACUGAAGAUUAUUAAAACCUGAUUAUUUAAUAUUUGUUUCCUUGUUGUAACGUCAAAUAACUGCCUGUUUAAGCUUGUAUGGGUUUUUAUGUAUAUUUACUAGGGCUGGGUAAAAAAUAUAGAUUCUCCGAUUUUCAUCGAUAUUCAAUUUAACCAAACAAUAUUUAUCCGAAUCGAUUUUAAGGCGCGUGCUUUACUUGAGAGGAUGUGACUAUAACCUGUAGUUCGCCUCUCCUCCUGAACAUCGCCAUCUUUAAUGUUUUGAAUUUUGAAAACGAUUUUAUUUCUUUUUGUUAAUGAAUUUAUUUGUUGCACAUUUACCAUGUUUUUACAGUAAUGUGCAGUUUGUGUUUACCUGUGUGUGCAUUGAUGCACAUAUUUAUAAUUUCUUGUUACAAUGUUUGUUACUCAUUACUAAUGUCAGUUACCAGUAUUUAUAUUAAAACAUGGAUUCCAUGUCUACAAAACUAAUAUUUUAAAUGAAAUAUAAAUCGAUAUUGAAUCGAAUUCGACAUCGAAUCCAUAUAAAUAAGAAUUGAAUCGGUUGCAAUACCCAGCCCUAAUAUUUAUGCACCACGUAAAUUACUUAUAGUCACUCAAAAAGGGAAAUAAGUGUCAGCAAUUUUAUAGGAUGUGUGUAGCAGUGUGGUGGUGGGCCUAAGAGUUGAAAAGUUAGAAGAUGCAAUGAUAUAUGACCACAUGAACUGUACUCAUAAAUGAGACCAAAACAUACUGAUAUGUAAUAAAACAUCUAUAAAAGUAACAGCAAGUAUGGCAUUGACCAUUUCGUCUAUGCAAAAUACUUAAGUUUUGAAGUUGGUAAGAACAGUACAUGUACACUACAGAAAGAGCUACACUACCAGUCAAACGUUCAGACAUACUCGUUCUUUAUUUUAUUUUUUUCCUCCACAUUUUAGAAUAAUAAUAAAGUCAUCAAAACUCUGGAAUAGCACAAAUGGAACUAUGGGAAUUAUGUGGUCAUAAAAAAUCCAAAAUAAAUCUAAGUAAUUUAAUAUUUUAGCAUCUUCAAAGUAGACACCCUUUUUGCAUAGAAUUUCAAAUUGAGAGUUUCCUUUGCUGUAUGCUUUGGAUCGGUGUCCUGCUGGAAGUCCACCCUGUCUCAUCUUCAUCAUCAUCAUCAUCAUCAUCCUAGUGGAUGGCAGCAGAUUCGUCUCAAGAAUCUUCCGGUUAAGGGCUCCAUUCAUCCUUCCUUCACUUAUAAGAAGUCUGCCAGUACCAUGUGAUGAAAAACAGCUCACAUCAUGAUGCUCCCACCUACAAACUUCACUUCACUGGUGUAGUGUUUUUAUGGUGAUGUGCAGUGCCUUUUCUUCUCCAAACAUGGUGUGUAGUAUGACAGCCAAAAAGUUCAAUUUUGCUCUUGUCUGACCAGACUACACUCUCUCAGUAUAUCAUAGGCUUGUCCAAAUGAGUUGUAGCAAACUUUAAACGAGCUUCGACAUACCUUUCCUUUAGUAAUGGAGUCUUGCAGGAUGAGCGUGAGCAGUGGAGUGCAUUGCUUAUUGUUUUCUCUGUGAUGAUGUUACCUGCUGCCUCCAAGUGUUUCUGGAGCUCUUUCUGAGUGGUCCUUGGCUCUUGGGCUACUCUUCUGACCAUUCUUCUGACUCCCCGGUCAGAAAUCUUCAGAGGAGCUUCUGUGCAUGGCCGGUUGAUGAUGGAGUGAUGUUACUUCCACUUGUGGAUUAUGGCCCCAAUGGUGCUUACUGGAAGAUUCAGAAGUUUUGAAAUACGUCUGUAUCCGAUUCCAUCAAUAUGUUUUGCAACAAUAAGGUUCUGAAGGGUUUGAGAGCCAUCAUGAGAUGUUUCUUGUGUGACACCUUGGUAAUGAAAAGUCUUUUUUAUAGACCAUCAAUUUACUAACCCAGCUGAUAUUAAUUUGCACAGUUAGGAGGUAUAAUUAUUUACGGAUUUCAGCUGGUUCCUUGCCUUGCCGUGGAGAACUGCUUUUUCUUUAUCGUGUUCAAUUCUUUUUUCCUGUGUCGUUCCACUUUAUUACACAACUUUAUUUAUGGACUUUAAUGUUAUUAAUUCUUUGUAUUUCCAGAUUUCUUGAGUUAAUACUGAUAUCUGGUAAAAAUUUCAUGUGAAUAGCCUCAUUGGAAAUAUAUUUACUGAAAAAAUGUUGACACAUUCAAUACUUAUUUCCCCCACUGUAAAGUGGUAAAACUGGUAAUACUUACAGGUCUUACAGCAGAAACUUGCAUGGGAAGUGAUAGAGUUACAAAAUGACUAUGUAACCAAAGAACAGAUUGUGUUCCUUUUGUUAAAAACAUUUAUUGGCAUAUUCUUAAGUAAAACAAGCAAACAGUACAUCUAAAAAAAAAAAAAAAAAAAAAAAAAAAAAAAAAAAAAAAAGGGAACAAAAAAAAAUUAAAAUGCUGCAGUUUUGGCACUAAGCUACACAGUGUUGCCAGUAUGGAUGUUCCAUAAUGCAGAACAGGACUAUCCAUGGUUCACUCCCAGCUGGACUUGAAAGGG
Messenger RNA from Ictalurus punctatus (channel catfish), 3312 nucleotides. RefSeq names its product ChaC, cation transport regulator homolog 2 (E. coli) (gene chac2). Gene Ontology annotation, molecular function: glutathione specific gamma-glutamylcyclotransferase activity; gamma-glutamylcyclotransferase activity. The coding region runs from base 173 to 718 and encodes 181 amino acids. Gene Ontology annotation, biological process: glutathione catabolic process. Gene Ontology annotation, cellular component: cytoplasm. The transcript has 3 exons. The record is from RefSeq and is a predicted model, not a curated record. Lineage: Eukaryota; Metazoa; Chordata; Actinopteri; Siluriformes; Ictaluridae.